Messenger RNA from Rhipicephalus sanguineus (brown dog tick), 763 nucleotides. RefSeq lists its product as uncharacterized. Bases 1 to 711 code for a protein of 236 amino acids. The record is from RefSeq and is a predicted model, not a curated record. The transcript is spliced from 5 exons. NCBI's taxonomy places the organism in Eukaryota, Metazoa, Arthropoda, Arachnida, Ixodida, Ixodidae.
AUGGACGUGACAUCUGGCCAUGGUUCUUGUCGAGCGCAGUUGAAGGCCGGGUGCAAGCUGGACACUCUUCGGGCUUGCGGCGACGACUUCCUGCCUUACGCGAAGAAGACACAGCUGGAGUCAUCUGGAGACGAGAUGAAAAGAUCAUGCGAGGAGCAGAAUAAGCAGAUCACGUGCGGUGCAAAGUUCGUCGACGACUGCAUGGAAGGUUUGACCAAGGCCAUCGCAUUGCCAGUUGCCGAUGGUUUUAAGCGAAACGUGGAACACGCCUGCAACGAGACUUUGGAAGAACACGAACAAAAAACCGUGAGCUGCAUGAACACGGCCGGCGAAAAGCUCAACUCAUGCUGGAAGACACUCCGAGAAGAUGUGCAGAAGGCUGUAAUCAAGGCGCCCACCGACCAAGUAGUCUUCUACACGUGCUGCUCGUUCUAUGACAUGGUGAGCUGUGCCAACCAGUCACUGACACCAUGCGAAAGCAGCAGCUCAAGGCAACAAGCCCUCGACUCGCUCUUCGGUGUGUACCGACGAUCGCAGAGUAUGGUGUGCGGCAAUUACACCGAGGGAUCCCAAGCUUGCGAGGCGCUUCCCAAACUGCCAGAUCUGGAUGCAAACGAUCGCAAGAUCGAGAACUACGUCGAGCUCUUGGCGGAAACCGCCAUCGCUGUCGGCCGUACGAAGUCGCGUGAGGUUCCUAGCUACAAAAAGUGAAUGUUCGCGCACAAAGCUGGUGCACAAUAGUGACAGUACCAACAAGAAUAAA